CGCCGUGAUUGCAGCGAGACGAGUUGACUACAAUCACUCUUUCUAACAUCAAAGUUACACCAUUUUCCCCGUUCCUUGAGUCAUGUGAGGGAGCCUGUAAUGUCCACAGAGCAGGAUAAAGAUUCAUUCUCUCUAAAACGAAACCGAGGAGGUGACGGUGGGCUGGAUAUUUUAGGCGGUCCUGGGCUGCUGCUGGGAAGCCCAGAGAAAAAGAGACGCAAGUCGAGCACACAGGCGCCAUCCUUUUCUCCUCUGUCUGAAUAUGCGCCUCCUCCAAACCCGAGCGCGGAUCACCUAAUAGCCUCCAAUCCUUUCGAUGACAAUUACAACUCGCCGUCCCUGAAGGCACUUCCUCCUGCCAGCCCUUAUUUUGGCCACUCACAUUACCCAGUGUUUAGCGGCUAUGGGCCGCCCAGUAUUUUGUCCAGGAUGCCUUCUCCAUACGGGGCUCCCUACCAGAUGCGAAUCCAGCCUCAUCUCUUUUCCCAGAAUCCCAUGGGCUACAGCCGGGCACCGGGAUUUAACUAUGGCCACCCGGAAAACCCAAAUUACGGGAAGCUGUUUAGCGGCGGCGGCAACAGCGUCAUGCACUUCAGACCAAAUCCAGGAGAGCACAUCAGUCUUCAAAAUCUGAACCAAAUCGCUAGUCCAGGUGGUCUGGUUUUCAGUCCAGAGGGAAAUCCAGCCCGGGAUUUGAGCCCGAAUCAACAGAAUAACUUCACGCAGUCCAGCACGCCAACGCCUAAACAGGUCCCGAGUGAAGCCAUGAACAAAAGCACCACGCAAAACCAGAACUGUGAAGAAAACAAGACUCAGGACGACGCAACAGAGCUGAAGACAAAGAGCGGAGCGGAAAAACUCAACGGCGUCCUUCACGGCAACAACGAAGCCUUAAAGAAGUCGCCACGACCCGCAGGCAAUAACGGUGCUUUGACCAAUAAUAAAGCUCUGAACAGAAGGAGCACGUCCUCCUCGUCCGAGCCGGUCUACCCAUGCGGCAUAUGCCUGAGCGAGGUGAACGAUGACCAAGAGGCCAUUCUGUGCGAGGCCUCGUGUCAGAAGUGGUUCCACAGAGUUUGCACUGGAAUGACCGAGACGGCGUACAAUCUGCUAACAGCCGAGACGUCUGCGGUUUGGGGUUGUGAUGCUUGCAUGGAGGACAAAGGAGCGCAGCUGCUCAAAACACGAGAGAGAGAUUCCGGUCCCGGCGACGGACAAUCAUGAGCGUGACCGACAGUGAGAGUCACUGAAGUCAAAGUCCCUACUUUGAUUGAGUUCCAAAGUUUUGCCGGCUCCUUUUGUUUCGACUCACCCAGAAUGCUUUUAUAGUGUUGAAAAUGUAUUUACUUUUUUUCAGUGAGUCAGAGAAAGGAGAAAGCCUUUAGGGGUUUGGAACAACGUCAGGGUGAGUAAGUGAUUAGAAAUCAUUUUUUGAAUGCACACUACUUUUGAGAAGUUUGGAGUCGGUAAGAUUUUUACAUUUUUUA
Messenger RNA from Sinocyclocheilus anshuiensis, 1487 nucleotides. Its product is annotated as pygopus homolog 1. The record is from RefSeq and is a predicted model, not a curated record. The coding region runs from base 100 to 1224 and encodes 374 amino acids. Lineage: Eukaryota; Metazoa; Chordata; Actinopteri; Cypriniformes; Cyprinidae. The transcript is spliced from 3 exons.